AUGGGCGUCAAGGGGCUCUCGAAACUGGUGAAGGCGAAAGCGCCCGCGGGUGUCAAACACGUGACUGCGGCGAGUUUCUGCGACCGGCGCGUGGCAAUCGACGCAGCGACUUCGUUGUACGCAUUUCUCACGGCCAUCCGCGACACAGCCUCGGCCGAGACGCUCAGCUCGGCCGACGGGAAAGUCACGAGCCACAUCUCCGGCUGUCUCUCGCGCGUAAUCAAGAUUCUGGGCUGCGGCGUGAAACCGAUUUUCGUGUUUGACGGCGCGCCGCCGGCCGAAAAAGAAGAGGAACUGCGGCGCCGCAGCAAGCUGAAGGCUGCCGCGAGCGAAAAGUUCGAAGCCGCGAAGGCCGAGGGCGACCGCGACGCGAUGCGCAAAUUUGCGUCGCAAUCCGUCAACGUGACCGAGGAGCACAUCGCAGAUAUCAAGCGGCUGCUCGAGCUGUGCGGCUUGCCGUACGUGCAGGCGAAGGGCGAAGCGGAGGCCGAGUGCGCGAACCUGUUCAAGCGCGGGCUAUGCGACGCCGUCGCUUCUGAAGACUCGGACACAUUGUGUUACGGCGUCACGCAACUGUGUCGCUCGCUCGACUACAAAGGCAAAGAAGUCACCAUGCAGCUGUACUUGCUUGACGAGAUUGAGGCCGCGCUGCGACUGAGCCACGAGCAGUUCGUGGAACUCUGUCUGCUGUGCGGCUGCGACUACAUCAGCAACCCGAAAAGAGUCGGACCGCUCUCCGCCUUAAAGCUCAUGCAGCAGUUCGGCUCAAUCGAAGAGUGCGCGAAGCAGAAGCCGGAGCUGCAGCUCGACGUGGCGAAGUACGCAAAACUCAAGAACCUCUUUCUGCAGUCUGACGUGCUCACGGAAGAGGAGCUGCAGAGGCAGCCCAUCAGGUUUGCCGAAGUGAAAGAGGCGGAACUGAAGAGCUACUUGGUCGACGAAUGUACGUUCAACGCGGACCGCGCCAGCAAGUUAGUUGCAGAGCUCGUGAAGUCGCGCGCCUCUUCGAAGCAGCGCACGCUAGCAGGCUUCACGGUCAAACGUUGUAAGCUCGGCUAG
Dermatophagoides pteronyssinus (European house dust mite) is the source of this 1059-nucleotide messenger RNA. Its product is annotated as flap endonuclease 1-A-like. Lineage: Eukaryota; Metazoa; Arthropoda; Arachnida; Sarcoptiformes; Pyroglyphidae. The record is from RefSeq and is a predicted model, not a curated record.